AUGUCCCAGGCAGAAGGAGGCGAGGAGACCUUUGAAUACUGCGAUGUGGUCAUCAACAGCCAGGAGAAGGUUUUGGAUGUGUACACGCAACUGGAGAAGCUGGGAGAGGGAAAAUUCGGGCUGGUGUACCGGCUGCAGGAAAAAGCCACUGGCAAAAUCCGGGCUGGGAAAUAUUUCCGGACACGGACAGCUAAAGAGAAGCAAGCGGCACAGGCUGAAGUGGAGCUCAUGAACCUGCUGCAUCACCCGCGCCUCGUGCAGUGCCUUGCCGCCUUCCAGGGCCCUGCCGAGCUGGUGAUGGUGAUGGAGUACGUGGCCGGUGGGGAGCUCUUUGAGCGCAUUGUAGACGACGACUUCGAGCACACGGAGCCCAGCAGCACGCAGUAUGUGCGGCAGAUCCUGGAAGGGCUGCGGUUCAUGCACGGCCAGGCCAUUGUUCACCUUGACCUCAAACCCGAGAACAUCGUCUGCGUCAGCCCCAACAGCCACUGGCUCAAGAUCAUUGACUUCGGCUUGGCACGGAAGCUGGCUCCGGACACCCCUGUGAAGGUGUUGCAUGGCACCCCUGAGUUCAUGGCUCCGGAAGUCGUCGCCUUUGAGCCUGUGAGCUUCUCCACAGACAUGUGGAGUGUUGGUGUCAUCUGCUACAUCCUGCUGAGUGGGGAAUCCCCCUUCCAGGGGAACAACGACAUGGAGACGCUGAGCAACAUCACAGCUGCCCGGUGGGACUUUGAGGAGGAGACCUUCUCGGAGAUCUCCCAGCAAGCCAAGGACUUCAUCAGCCAACUGCUGCAGAAGGACCCCCGCCGCCGACUCCCCAGCGCGGGGGCUCUGCUGCACCCCUGGCUGCAGCAGCCUCAGCCCAGCAGCACGAAGGCGCUGUCGAAGGAGAGGAUGAAGCAGUUCCUGACGCAUCGGAAGUGGCAGAAAACAGGCAAAGCCCUGCUGGCUCUCAACAGGUUGACCUUGCUGUCCCAGAGCCUGGAGAGGAAAGCGUCAGAGACACAGGAUGAGGAAGACCUGAGCUGCAGCCCGGAGGAGGACCAGGCUGCUGGGUCUCUGCCCCAACAAGGUCCCAGCUUCUCGGAGCUGCUGAUGGAACAAGAGGAAGAGGAAGGUGGGACUCCUGCCGCCACAGGGGAGGCAGAGAGCAGCACUGGCAUGGCUGUGCCCCCCCAGCCCUGGACCCCCUAG
This is a messenger RNA of Eurypyga helias (sunbittern), 1194 nucleotides long. RefSeq names its product myosin light chain kinase, smooth muscle-like. The transcript has 9 exons. Gene Ontology annotation, cellular component: cytoplasm; nucleus. Gene Ontology annotation, biological process: positive regulation of apoptotic process; intracellular signal transduction; protein phosphorylation. The coding region runs from base 1 to 1194 and encodes 397 amino acids. Gene Ontology annotation, molecular function: protein serine/threonine kinase activity; ATP binding. The record is from RefSeq and is a predicted model, not a curated record. NCBI's taxonomy places the organism in Eukaryota, Metazoa, Chordata, Aves, Eurypygiformes, Eurypygidae.